Octopus sinensis (East Asian common octopus) is the source of this 1923-nucleotide messenger RNA. Its product is annotated as transmembrane protein 143. The record is from RefSeq and is a predicted model, not a curated record. The transcript has 7 exons. Lineage: Eukaryota; Metazoa; Mollusca; Cephalopoda; Octopoda; Octopodidae. The coding region runs from base 342 to 1841 and encodes 499 amino acids.
AAAAAACUGACAAUUACGGCUGGAAUACCUUUGAAUGAAGCCGACUUGGGUUAUCAGUAAAAAUAUGCUAGAACAUUCAAAACGAUCAAAAUUUGUAAAUCCUUGACAUGAGUAUGCCACUGCUAAGAAUAAACAUCGUGUCCGAUAUACAAUUAUUUGGCAAACAUCACCGAUCAUUGGUGAACUGCCAAAUAAUGACAUGUUUUCAUAGGAAAUAAAAUAAGCUAAGUCUCCAUACAAACAAACAAGAACCUGUUAGUAAUUAUAAUUGACUUAUAUUAAGUUUUAGUAUUCGAGAGUGGCUUCCCUUUAAAAAACAAUCUACUAAAUCUCAGCCUGUAAUGGCGAACUAUUUUGUCCAUUCGUCCAAAUGCACGAGACAUUGGAUAUUUUCUGCCGCUCGGAUUCCUCACUAUAGCAGUAAUCAACAUCCGAGAUUAAGUCCAAAGCGAUGUCUUUUGUUGGCAGAUAAUAUCAGUAUCAUGACUGGCACCCAUGCUUGCAGUAAACCAAUUUUUAUUUCGAGUUGUUGCACAUUUACUAAUGCAACCAGAAACAUUCAUUCAACAAAUUUCUCACUGCCUAGCAUCAUCACUGCACGAUCUUUUUGCACAGAUACCAGUUCUUCAUCUGAAUGCUACAGAGAACACUAUAUCCCAAUUACACGUUACUCUGUCAUUCAACAUCUUAUGCACAAUGGAAACCUCCUGCAAGCUGAUGUUCAUGAAGAAUUUGUAGAAUUUUCUCUAGCCCUUGAUAAUGUCAUCGUUACUAAAUAUCAAGGUGUUUUGCAAGAUAUUAAGAGACUUUUUGAUCCUAUUAAUCCCGACAAAGACACAAUUCAAACAAGGAAUUUAAGUGAGGAAGAAAGAAUUGACAAAGAAGAACUAGUUAUUCAACAUUUGGACACCCUCCUGAAGAAAGCCAACUUCCACAAACUUUCAGAUAAAUUGGUGGAAAAAUCCCUAAUGGAAAGUCCAAUUAAAGGAGGAUUAAGGAUUCAAGUCGAUCCUCGUAAGUAUGAAAUAUUACAUUUUUGGGCGCUUGGCCUAAACACCGUGGUACCGAAAAAGAAUUGGUACAACAGAAUGUGGGAAAUAUUUCCUAAGUCUUCCAUUCCGCAUCCCGACUACUACAGGAGAUUGAUUGUGGCGUUACGUCGGAAAGGAGAAACCAAACUUGUAUUAAAAGGCUUUAAAGAUAUGCCAACAGAUGCUCUUGAAAUGCUGCUUCCUGACUGCAGAAUCAAGUUGAAUCAUUUAGAUAAAGGCAUUAUCACUGCUUCGAUCAGUAUUGCUAUCACUGGUGUGGUUGCCAAAACCCUCACCACGUUAGUGGAGUUGAACUUUCAGUGGUCGUUUGUGACUGCUUUGAUAUUGUGUUUGAUAGCCAUAAGAAUAUGGACGGUGUACAAGAACAGGAAAAAUUCUUAUCUGGUCAAAUUGUCGCAAAUGCUCUAUUAUAAGAACUUGGCCAAUAAUCGCAGUCUGCUGACGCUUCUGGUUGACAGAGCUGAAGACGAGAGUUUCAAGGAAGCAAUGCUGAUCUACACAUUUCUCCAUGCUAAACAGAGAAAAGAAACAUCAAAUUUGGAAUUGGAUGGGAAAUCCAAUAAAACGCUGGAGCAAGAAAUUGAAAAAUGGCUUUUCUCUGUAACUGGAACCAAAAUAGAGUUUGAUGCCAGAGGAGCAAUUGCUUUACUAAAAUCUUUUGAUAUUCUUCAUUGUGUGAACAAUCAACUAGUUGUUCAACCUUUGAAAUUAGCUACAAACACACUUUACAAAAAUUUCACACCAAAUAAAACUUUCAGAGAUAAUUCAUUGAAAAUAAAUAUCUCGUAGAAGGUAACACUAGGAAGAUUUUUUUAUAUCAAUUUAAAUUUUUUUGUAAAUUAUACAUUUUAUUAAAAUGUUACUGAUUGUU